Filobasidium floriforme is the source of this 2383-nucleotide messenger RNA. Its product is annotated as mannosyltransferase. Gene Ontology annotation, biological process: protein N-linked glycosylation. Gene Ontology annotation, cellular component: endoplasmic reticulum membrane. The record is from RefSeq and is a predicted model, not a curated record. Gene Ontology annotation, molecular function: alpha-1,2-mannosyltransferase activity. Bases 49 to 2154 code for a protein of 701 amino acids. Lineage: Eukaryota; Fungi; Basidiomycota; Tremellomycetes; Filobasidiales; Filobasidiaceae. The transcript is spliced from 8 exons.
CGCUCAGGGUCACAUCCUCGUAACAAUAACAUCAACCCUUCUCUAAUUAUGUCCUACGGACCAGGUACCGAGACCAUCCGGUUUCGUCGUCCCACCGCUGGGCCCAACGCCGUGGCCGAAAAGCAGAAAAAGGUUCAAGAGGACGACGUCCGGGACGUGGACAGGUUCGGGGGGAAACAUGCGCCCCUGCCAGCUUGGAAGAAAAGGCAUCGGGGGUUGCUGCAGGAUCAGGUCGGAAGACAGAACUCCGGCCCGUUCAUCCCCUCGUUCUCUUUGGCCGUCCGGCUCUUGUUGCUCGUUCGAGUCUCGGCAGCCAUGUAUUCAAAUAUUCAGGAUUGUGACGAAGUAUUCAACUUUUUCGAACCCCUUCACUAUUUCACGUUCAACAACGGAUUCCAGACAUGGGAACUCUCUCCGGAGCACGCUAUCCGUUCGUGGACUUAUAUCCUACUGCACUGGCCCCUGGCCCAUCUGGCUCCUUUUGCCCUAAAGAUCCAAAAGCGAGCAGCAUUCUUCGUCCUGAGGAUCUCGCUGGGGAUUAUCUGCUCGGUCUGUGAAGCUAGCUUCUACCGGGCGGUCGCGGAUCACAUUAACGAGCGGGUGGGAAGGUAUUGUCUGAUGAUGCUGCUCGGAAGCUGCGGGAUGUGGAAUGCAGGUGGAUCCUUCUUGCCAUCGACGUUCACCAUGUACACGACCAUGUUGGCAUUCACCUUCGCCCUCCCCUUGGCUUCCAACAAUCCGUUCGGAAUCACCCGAUCUUGGAGGGCGACCUUUUUCUUCUGCCUCGGUCCUAUCUUGGGGUGGCCGUUCGUCGGUCUGAUGGCGUUGCCGUUCAUCUUUGAACAGUGCGCUUUGAGAGCGGGGGAUGUGGCCAAGAAGGAAGAGAUGGGGGGAUUGCUGGCGGACAGGACUAGGAGAUUGGUCGGAGCGGGGAUUCUUUCGGUGGUUCUGAUCUCGAUCCCCAUCGUCGCCAUCGACUCGUGGGCUUACGGACGUCUCGUCUUCCCCAACCUCAAUAUCGUGCUCUACAACGUCUUUUCACGUUCAUCAGCCACCGGACCCGACAUUUACGGGACCGAACCCGCCACCUUCUACCUCGCCAACCUGUUCCUCAACUUCAACUACCUCUUGCCCUUGGCCUUGCUCUCCCUACCCGCCCUCGCCGUGACUUACAAGUUUGAUUUCCGUCGCUUGGGUACAUCCCAGCAGGCGGUCAAGGAGGGAGAAUCUAGCCCGUAUACGCUACUCGUAUUGCGUCUGGCUCCGUUCUACCUUUGGUUGACGACCAUGAGCUUGCAAGCGCACAAGGAGGAGAGGUUCAUGUACCCCCUUUACCCAUUGUUGUGCAUGAACGCGGCUGUCAGUAUCUUCUUGAUCAAGGGUUGGGCCGAGACGAUCUACGUCAAGGUUACUGCUUCGCCCUACAAUGCCGGUCGAUCGAGGAUCUUCAGCAACAUCUCCCUCGGACUUCUCCUGCCUUCCCUCUUGCUUUCCGCUUCCCGGAUAUACGCUCUUGGACACUUCUACCACUCGCCAUUUGAUGUGGCCUAUCAUUUCCAGUACACUGAGAUCCCCCAGCUCCUCGUUGAAUCUGGAUACAAGCCCAUUCCUCCUCCCGAGAAGCACGCGAAACGUCACGCCGAACUGGGGUACAGUGACGAAUGGGACUUCUCCGUCCUGCACGAUUUCGAUCCCAAGGUCAAGCUCUGUUACGGGAAAGAAUGGUUCAGGUUCCCAGGAAGCUACCUGAUCCCCGAGGGAAUCGAGGUCGGUUGGGUGAAGAGCGAGUUUGAUGGGAUGAUGCCGAUCCAGUGGGACAAGAGUUUCCCAAGCAAGGAACUGUGGAGGCGGGAACAGACGAGGCUCGUACACCCAGGCCGCUUCAACGAUCGGAACGAGGAGAACACUGAAGCAUAUAUCGAUGUAUCGGAAUGCACUUAUCUGAUCGAUUCGACACUACCCUCGCAACGUCCGACCAAGCUCCAGCCCGACUAUGCGGCGGAUUCGGAAAACUGGAUCAAGCUGUUCUGCGAGCCUUUCUUGGACGCCGCCUCGACACCCUGGUGGGCGAGGAUCUUCUAUUUGCCGGGGAGCAAGGUAGAAGACGCGAGGGUAUGGGGCGAGUACUGCUUGUUGCGAAACAGGAACGCCUAGACGGCGAAAGACACCCGAAUGGAGAGGAUGCCCAGGCGCCGAGAUAAACAUCUAGUCUUAUCAUGACGAAGAAGUGAAACAUAUAGAGAUCGCACAGUCAUCGUGAAGAAAACUCAUAAAACUAGCUAGACGCAACCACAGACAAACACCUUCUUCGUAAAACACUAUAGGUAGAAAUCGCGCUACAGCGACCGGAUCGAGACCCUACAUCCAAACAUUUGCAUUGCAU